Cadophora gregata is the source of this 774-nucleotide messenger RNA. RefSeq lists its product as uncharacterized. The coding region runs from base 1 to 774 and encodes 257 amino acids. Gene Ontology annotation, cellular component: extracellular region. The record is from RefSeq and is a predicted model, not a curated record. The transcript has 3 exons. Gene Ontology annotation, biological process: cell wall biogenesis; (1->6)-beta-D-glucan biosynthetic process; fungal-type cell wall organization. Lineage: Eukaryota; Fungi; Ascomycota; Leotiomycetes; Helotiales; Ploettnerulaceae.
AUGCGAUUCUCGACUUUCCAAGUCCUCGCUGUCAUCCUUCCGCUGAUAUCGGCCGAUGUCAAAAUCACAGCGCCGGCUGCUGGAGCAUCGAUAGCCGGUGGAACAGCUUUCACUGUCACAUGGGAUGACACAGGAGAUGCACCUGCUCUGGCAGACCUCUCAUCGUACACCUUGUUCCUAUUUUCUGGCUCAAAUGCAGCGCCUGCACAACUAUAUCAGCUAUCAGCUUCCACUUUUGCAGCGGCAGGAAAAUCCGUGAGCGUCACAGUCCCAGUAGCUACUGGUGGGAUUGGUACAAAUGCAUAUUUCCUUGGAAUGCUGUCUGUCGCUACAGCUGGGGGUACCGUCUGGAACUACUCUAAUCGAUUUACACUUACUGGUAUGACGGGUAUAUUCGAUCCAACAGUUGCUGCAGCUGUCAAGGUUAUCUCAGGUACUUCUGGUCCACCAACGGUCAAUAAUGUUAUCUCGAAUGCAGCCACAGGAACAAUCGGUGAAGACGCUUGGGCGACUCCGUAUAACUUUCAAACUGGUCUCACGAAAUAUGCGCCGAUGCAACCUGUCCCUCCAACGGCAAUAAUUGCUACCAAUACCGCUCCGCUAUGGCCAACGUCUGCUGUGCAGUUCGCCACCACGUUUCUACCAGUACCAAGUGAAGUGACGACUCUCACUCAGUCCAACACAUAUAGCAUCUCCAGUAGAGCAAAUACUGUUGCUGCGGCAUCUUCACCGACGGAUGAUAUGCAGAGGUUUUUAAACAGGUGGAAGGACUGA